Delphinapterus leucas (beluga whale) is the source of this 4048-nucleotide messenger RNA. RefSeq names its product potassium channel tetramerization domain containing 3 (gene KCTD3). Gene Ontology annotation, molecular function: protein binding. The record is from RefSeq and is a predicted model, not a curated record. Gene Ontology annotation, biological process: protein homooligomerization. NCBI's taxonomy places the organism in Eukaryota, Metazoa, Chordata, Mammalia, Artiodactyla, Monodontidae.
GCUCGGUGGCCGUGGCGGGCGAAGGGCAGAACGCUGCGGUAUUUUGUCCCACGCGGCGACCCCUCCUCCCGCCGGCGCUGCGGCCGCAGCGGCUGCGAGGGAGGCAGCGGAGAGCUGACGGCAGGCCACGGCUGGGCGGCCUGGAGGCCACGGGAGGUGGAGGCCCGGCCGCCAUCCCGCGGCACGGGAGCGGAGGGGAAGAGGCGGACGCCCGCCAGCCCCGCCCGGUCGCCGAGAACGUGGGGGAGGCUCCGCGCGCCGCCCGCCCCCCGGCGCCCGCAGCCCUGCUGGCCCUGCAGCCGCCGCAGCCGCAGCCGCCGCCGCCGCCGCCGCCGCCGCUGCCUCCGCCUCAGGCUCCCGCCGCGGGCUCGACGGCCCCGGCCGGGGAGGGAGGGCGGCGGGUGCCGCCGGAGCCGCCAGACAUGUCGGGAGGGCACUGCGGCAGCUUCGCCGCGGCGGCGGCCGGCAGCGGCGAGAUCGUGCAGCUGAACGUGGGGGGAACCAGGUUUAGUACCUCAAGACAAACACUUAUGUGGAUUCCAGAUUCUUUUUUUUCCAGUUUGCUGAGUGGAAGAAUUUCAACACUUCGAGAUGAAACUGGUGCUAUAUUUAUUGAUAGAGAUCCAGCAGCGUUUGCACCCAUUUUAAAUUUUCUUCGGACAAAAGAACUAGACUUAAGGGGAGUGAGUAUUAAUGUUCUCAGACAUGAAGCAGAAUUUUAUGGAAUCACUCCAUUAGUAAGAAGGCUUCUCUUAUGUGAAGAACUGGAGCGUUCAUCUUGUGGCAGUGUCCUUUUUCAUGGUUACUUGCCUCCACCAGGUAUUCCUAGUCGUAAAAUAAACAACACUACUAGAUCCUCUGCUGAUUCUAGAAAUGGACUAAAUUUUACAGAAGGUGAAGCUCGAGGAAAUGGUACACAGCCUGUUCUCUCUGGAACUGGGGAAGAGACUGUUAGGCUAGGAUUUCCUGUGGAUCCACGAAAGGUACUAAUAGUAGCUGGCCAUCACAACUGGAUUGUAGCUGCGUAUGCCCAUUUUGCUGUGUGUUACAGAAUCAAAGAAUCUUCAGGAUGGCAACAAGUGUUUACAAGCCCAUAUUUGGAUUGGACUAUUGAACGAGUAGCUCUAAAUGCAAAAGUGGUUGGAGGUCCACAUGGAGACAAAGACAAAAUGGUCGCCGUUGCCUCAGAGAGUAGCAUCAUCUUAUGGAGUGUCCAAGAUGGAGGAAGUGGAAGUGAAAUUGGAGUGUUCAGCCUUGGUGUUCCUGUAGACGCUCUCUUCUUCAUCGGUAACCAGUUGGUGGCCACGAGUCAUACAGGGAAAGUGGGAGUGUGGAAUGCUGUCACCCAGCACUGGCAGGUUCAAGACGUUGUUCCUAUAACUAGUUAUGACACUGCUGGGUCGUUCCUUCUACUGGGAUGUAACAAUGGAUCAAUAUAUUAUAUAGAUAUGCAGAAGUUCCCUUUGCGAAUGAAGGAUAACGAUCUUCUUGUAACUGAACUUUAUCAUGAUCCUUCAAAUGAUGCUAUUACUGCUCUGAGUGUUUACCUCACACCCAAAACAAGUGUCAGUGGUAACUGGAUUGAGAUUGCCUAUGGUACGAGCUCUGGAGCAGUACGAGUAAUUGUGCAGCACCCAGAGACGGUUGGGUCAGGCCCUCAGCUUUUUCAGACCUUCACAGUUCACCGAAGUCCCGUCACAAAAAUCAUGCUCUCAGAGAAGCAUCUUGUAUCAGUCUGUGCAGAUAAUAAUCAUGUCCGGACAUGGACGGUAACACGAUUCAGAGGAAUGAUCUCUACUCAGCCAGGUUCUACUCCUCUAGCAUCGUUCAAGAUACUGUCCCUGGAGGAGACAGAAAGCCAUGGAAGCUAUUCCUCUGGAAACGACAUAGGGCCUUUUGGAGAGCGAGAUGAUCAACAGGUGUUUAUCCAGAAAGUUGUUCCCAUCACUAACAAACUGUUUGUAAGACUCUCAUCUACUGGGAAGAGAAUCUGUGAGAUCCAAGCUGUUGACUGUACUACAAUAUCCUCAUUUACAGUGAGAGAAUGUGAGGGCUCCAGUAGGAUGGGCUCAAGGCCAAGGCGCUACUUGUUCACGGGCCACACGAAUGGCAGCAUUCAGAUGUGGGAUCUGACCACUGCCAUGGAUAUGGUUAACAAAAGUGAGGAUAAGGAUGUAGGUGGUCCGACUGAAGAGGAGCUACUCAAAUUACUGGAUCAGUGUGAUCUGAGCACAUCUCGCUGCGCUACUCCUAAUAUCAGUCCAGCAACUUCUGUGGUUCAGCAUAGCCGUCUUCGUGAAUCAAAUUCUAGUCUUCAGCUCCAGCACCAUGAAACCAUCCAUGAAGCAGCUACUUACGGUUCCAUGAGGCCUUACAGAGAAAGUCCCUUGUUAGCAAGAGCAAGGAGGACUGAGAGCUUUCACAGUUACAGGGACUUCCAGACUGUGAACUUGAACAGAAAUGUAGAAAGAGCUGUCCCUGAAGAUGGUAACUUGGGUCCAGUACAAGCUGAAGUGAAGCGGGCAACAGGGGAAUGUAAUGUGUAUGAGAGAAAGUCUCCUGGAACCGAAGUUAAAAGUUUGAGAGAAUCAGAUAGUGGAGUGGAGGUGCAUAAAAUAGCUGAAGGUUUUCUAGAAUCCAAGAAAAGGUCAUCAGAAGAUGAAAAUGAAAAUAAAGUGGAGUUACGGAAGAAAGGAGGAUUUGAAGGAGGAGGAUUCCUUGGAAGAAAGAAAGUCCCCCACCUGGCAUCAUCACCAAGUACCUCUGAUGGAGGAACUGACUCACCUGGUACUGCAUCCCCAUCUCCUACGAAGACUACUCCAUCUCCUCGGCACAAAAAAAGUGAUUCUUCAGGUCAAGAGUACAGCUUGUGAAAACUCAGCAAAAUGAGUAGUUUCAUUAAUUCAGAUGAGAGUUAAACUUUACUGGAGUUCAACACAUUAGCUUUUACACCAAAACUUUACAAAUUAAGAUUGGACUUCAUUCAGUAUCUUUUUGACAGAAUUACCUGGGGUAAGGAGAUAAAAUAACCAUAUCAUCUCUUCAGAUCUUUUGGAAAUUUUUUUUAGUUUUACAGGCACAUUUAGUAGAUCAUUUGUAAAGCAGGAGUCUACUUCAGUGUUUACUCUGUGGAUUUUGGAAGCAUAGUACCAUGUCUUAAUAAGAUGGUGCCCAUAUAGAUGAGCAUCCCCUUAGAGUGUGGGAACCAACAGACUGCAUUCCUAAUGUUGAUUAUGCCUGAGAUUUGUCUUGCAAUGUUAUAUUAAGUGAAUUACAUAAUUCUCUUUGGAGCUUAGUCUCCCAACCCUUAUUGUGAUUGCAAAGUGGUUUACCAGGUAUUUAAUGAGGUGCUAUGUUUGUGAAAAAAUAUGUAAUUCAAAAACACUAUUGAAUACCAGAUUACGCUGUGUAGUAGGAAGUCCUUUAGGAUAAUUUUACUUUAAUUGAUUCUCAUUGUUGGAGUUCUUAAAUCUUAGCAAGCAUCACCAAUAUUAAAUAUUAAAUUGGUCAAAAGUUUAAACUUUCUUUAAAGUUGGAGCAAUUGUCUGUGUUUGAACAGAUGAAGUAAAAAUAAUAAAGACAGACAGCUUUGAGUGACCACAAAGGAAAACUGUACCAGUUGCUAGUCAGCCUUGUUUUAGGAGCCACGAUAUUUUUUUCCUGUGUUAAUAAUCAAGAUAAUUAAAUUAGAAUGUGGCCAUUUUGUUAAGCUUGAGACUGCAGUUCUGAAUUUUUUGGUUAAAGGUUUUGGCUGCUGUAGAAAUAUUUUAAAUAUAUUUUGAAUUAUAAGAACAAAAAAAUUUUUGUAUUUUUUUCCAUUUAAUUGGAAUGAUUUCCAAGUUUCUGCAAAUAAGGUAAUUGUAAAUUUAAAGCAUUAAGCAUUUAUUGGUGAAUAAUGUAUAUAUUCCCAUUCUGAGAAAUAUAAGUGGAUCAAGUCAAAAUAAAUGAAGUUUCCUAUAUUGCCAGUGGUUUCACAGCCAUUCUCUUGUAUUUGUCAAUUAAGUCAAAUAAAAGUGAUUAAGACUGUGUUUUCAAGUUAUUCAAGGAA